AGCUUCCGAAAAACGAGGCCAAGUGAACAAGAACGAGAUCGCCGAGCCCCGCAGACUGCUGAGAAACAGAAGGGACUUGGGGGGGAAUAAAGAGCUGGACUUGACUUCCGGCACUCUACCGGAACACACAGACAACGGCUGCUGUCGCCCGGUAGCCCCACCCCUAAGGCGGGGCUGCGCCGGAAGAGAAACAGUCCGCCGGAAAGGGAGGGGCCACGCUCGGGAAAAUCUCGUGCGCCGCUCUCACGUCAUCAGAGGGCGGAAGCGCAGACUGCAGGAUGCGGUUCCAGGUUGCGUUGCUCCUGCUGAGUGUCGCGGUGGCGAGAGCUCUGCCGUCCGUUUAUAAGAGAGACGCCGACUCAGGUGACUCUCAGAAUCCUCCGAAUCAGCCUUCCAAACAGUCCUCCACUCCCCUGCCUUCUUCUAACCAGGUAAAGACUACAAGGCCGACCGACGGUCAGGGGCAGAAGUCAGAUAAAAAAGACCAGGACAAGACGACUUUGGCAGCAGUUUCCAGUAAGGCGGAAUCUGGGCCGCGGACCGCCGCGACCGAUCACAGUUUGGGUGAUUCCAGAAGGCAGCCCGAGAAAACGGAUGCCGAGUUGAACGAAACUGCGCGGCCCCUCUCACCAGUCAACCCCAAACUGGAAAAGUCUGAUCAGAGCUCCACAGAAGAUUCAGGCAAGCCCACAGGAGGUAAUUCUGGCAAGCCCACAGGAGGUGAUUCUGGCAAGCCCACAGAAGCUGGUUCGAAUAAGGCCACAGAAGAUGAUUCUGGCAAGUCCACGAAAGUUGAUUUGGACAAGCCCACCUCCAAAAUCUCCCCAGAUACGGAGACUUCGAAGACUGACAAAGUCCAGCCAACUGAAAAAGGACAAAAACCAACACUUACUUCCAAAACUGAAUCUGGGGAAACACUGGCAGGGGACUCUGACUUCUCUUUAAAGCCAGAGAAAGGAGAUAAGUCUUCAGAGCCUACUGAAGACGUGGAAACCAAGGAGAUUGAAGAGGGUGACACAGAGCCGGAAGAAGGCUCACCACUUGAAGAAGAGAAUGAAAAGGUGCCGGGCCCUUCCUCCAGUGAGAACCAAGAGGGGACACUUACAGACUCUAUGAAGAAUGAGAAGGAUGAUCUUUAUAAGGACAGUUCUGGAAACACCAGUGCAGAGAGCAGCCACUUCUUUGCAUAUCUAGUGACCGCUGCUGUUCUUGUUGCUGUCCUCUAUAUUGCUUACCACAACAAACGAAAGAUUAUUGCUUUUGCUCUGGAAGGGAAAAGAUCCAAAGUCACUCGGAGGCCAAAGGCCAGUGACUACCAACGUUUGAACCUAAAGCUUUGAUCUUUACUUUGUCUGCAAGAACCGUGUCCUCCCUGCUGAUUUGUUCCCAAUGAAGAGAAAUGAAAAGACUGUGACCUCCUCUGGGGUUUGGUGGCAAGUCUGGGCUGGCAGAGAUGGGAUAGCUUCAGGUUUUGCACCGGCACUUUGAUGACACUCUCCUCUGGUGAUGUUUUAUUUACUUUUGUGUUCCUUGUAUGCUGACGUGUUCCAUCAUCCUUUCUUCCUUGGAGUGCAAACGGAAGAAGCACAUGGAAAAAUGGAUGUGACCAAAGGAAGACCCCACCUUAGGCAGGCCACACAAUGGACCACCUUUCCACAGCCUCUUUAUCUUUGCAACUCUAGGCGCAAACUGUAGAGAGGUGCUUUCUAGACAAGAUGUAGAUGGUUAUGUGGGAUACUGAUGGGCAGAGAUGGGGUUGAAUACUUAUUCUCUACAGAAGGCUCAGCUGCAAACCAAACUAGCAGGUUAAAGAGUGUUAAAGUCUGGUCCAUCUGAUAGUCUGUAUAUUUCUCUGAAAGUUUGCAUGCUAGUUGUACUAGCAUAAAAGGGACUCGAGGCUUCUGAAAGUAAAAUCACUGUUUGAUGGGAUUUUUUAAAAAAAUGAUCAUUGAACAAGUGUGUUCUUGCAUACAUUCACCCCAAUAGGAACUUCCUGGAAAGGGACAGGUUCAUGCUUUGUGGAAGAAAACACAUAGGAGGGAUUUAGUAUGCAGGAAAGAGGUUUUCUACAAAUUGAGUUUUGCUUUUAUUGCCCGCAGUAGAUAGAUAUUUAGAAACUAACUGCAUUCUUCACACUCCUCCUUGCUGUUUAAGAUGUGCAGGGAAUAAGGAAAAUCUUUCCUAUCCUGUCAUAUCUGGUCAUGAAACUGUAGGAAACUAAAUAGGUUCCCUGAGAUAACUGAAGAUGUCUUGGAUUAUGCUGUGUCUAGCGUUUUAUUCCAGUCUGUAUGGUUACGCCUAAAGAGAGAAAAGUCUCAGCUAAUCUCAGGGAUGCAGAGAGAACGAGAAGAAGAAAAGUAUGAGUCCUGUGCUGUUGGGGAAAUCAGUCUAAGGAAGCAAUGGUCUUGGAGGUCUUUUCCAGUGCUGACUGCAGCAUGGGCUUGAAAUUGAAGUAUGUAUUCUUGGCAGGUGGCAUUCUAGAAAUAAGGCCAUGGCUACUAUUGUCUCAGCUGUCCACAAGUCUGUUACUUUUUUCCAAGCCUUUUUCAGUCUCCUUUAGCUUUUCCUAACACCUCUUUAGUUCCCCACUUCCAUUUUUUCUUCCUCUCUAUAGACCUGUUUGUACAUCUCUGAAUGAACACCUUCCUUAUAGCCUGUAUGCACGCCCAUACCUAUCCUGUUCUAGUUGGUGUUGCUUCUAUUGCCUUCCAUCCUCUUCCUGACAUUUGCAGGGUUGCCUUGGUCUGAUUUCCUCCUGUUUCUCAAGGUUUACUCAGUUAACAGAUCACCAAAUUCAGCAGCUCAUUUUCACAGCUUGUAACCCUUGGUAAUAAUGUUGGAUGCCGGGGCCUAUGCAUGUUGACAUUCUGGUUGUCUCUUGCAAAUUAUCCUUUGCCUUAUCUCAUGGGGAUGGAGGAGGGUACCCAGGUCUCUGUUGCUUUGACUGUCUCAAUAAAUCCAUCCAUUCUUUAUCCUCUCUGUGACGCUCAUGUUUUUUUUGGCCUCCUUCCCAAGAACCCAGUUCUGCUAAAUAACUCAGCCACGUUGUCUGCUUGUCACACAACCAGAGUUUCUCUCUUGUAUCUAUUACGUUUCUCUAUCUAUCCUUCACUUUCUCUAAUCAUCUGAAAACUCCACACUAUAAACUAAAAACAUUUUUAUCAUCACAGAAGUCCACUUUUUUUUUUUUAAAGAAAUUAUCUAGGUAUACUCUCCGCUAAUUUUUAGGAACCAGCUGAAUUGACCUUACCAGUUUUGGAAACAUUGAUCAUUCCAGAAUGUGCCCCGGUCUGAAGCUUCUGUCUGAGGUUAUAAUCUAGACUACAGAUUCCUCCUUGGCUGCACUGCGACACUCACUCCGUCUCUGCCUCUGCCCUCCUCGUGUCUUUGUAUCACAGCUUUUCGGGGUUGCUCUAUGGUUAGGCUGUCCCCUUCUUCCAGCCUUCUCAGGCCCUUGUGCUUGGAAUAUGCAUAGUGGUCCUUCCAUUCCACACUGAUAGCUUACUGUCACUCUCAUCUUGGAACUUCAGUGUGACAUAGUUCUGAUGUUCUGUGAUCUCCCCCCAAGAAAACUAAGCUCUGAGAGACAGCCAUUGUCAUUGUUCUAUCAGCCAGAGACCUUAGGGGUCAAAUUUCUUGUUGGAGGUGUAGCUGAAACUGGGGCUCACAUAGCUCUUCCUGGAUACUGUUUGCUAUGACCUUAUACUUGUUGGCUUUUGCUCUUGAAGGACCGGAAGGAAAAUUGAUUUUUAGCAACAAAGAUUGACAGUGAGUGGACAGACAUGUGAAGGAUUGCCAGAGUCUCCUCACCCUCUUUUGGCUGCUGACAUGUUCCUUGUGCUGACAGAGUACAGUAGAAUUUGUGUUCACUUGAGAAGUUGCACUGAAGGAAAUGGUUCCCACCAAAGAAAAGUUCUUUUUAGGAGUUUUGUUUUGUUUUGUUUUUUGAAGGUAGAAUACUUGAAGCAUAUUUGCUAGAGUGUGUGGCAAUGGUCCAGCUGAGGUGUCUAUACCAGGGAUUGGGUUGGCAUGUAAGAAGCAUAUGAAGUCUCAAGUAGCACUCUUGUGGACUUUUCUGAGCUUGCUCUCCUCAGUGUUUGGCUAAAGGGCAAUUUCUUAAGGGGAAGCUGCUUGAGGUAUAACUGUUAAUAGUUUGUUUUCCUGCUGUGGACUAAAGAAGCCAGCUCUGGACAACAACUAACAAAAUGUGCUAACAUGUUUCCCCUAGAAACAGAGCUCUGUGCCCUUCAGAGUUCCUCUGGUAGGGAUGCACUUUCUCUUUUCUUCGGGGCAUGGUAUGCUUUGCACAUAUCAUGAGCCGUUCGAAAGCAGAGAAGGGUGUGCCAGGCCCUGUACCAUAGUUUCUCAAAACUGCUUACUAGGAGGGUUCUGUUUGGCAUUGCCUUAAGAAAGCUGUAAAGAGUCAGGCGUGGUGAUGCAUGCCUUUAAUCCUAGCACUCAAGAGUCAGAGGCAGAAGGAUCUCUGAGUAUGAGGCCAGCCUAGUCUAGAAUACCAAGUUUAGGCAGCCAAAGUUACACAAUGAUAGCUUGUCUCAAAAAAAAAAAAAAAAAAAAAAGCAGAAAGCUGUAAAGAGAUGUUGAAAUUUAAAUACAUCAAGAUGGCUCAGUUUGUUUUGUUCCCUGCUCAGAUGUGAUACUAAGUAUUUUAGCUUAGAAACUGUGAGUUUGGAUCUCAGCUUGCAUAGCAUAGCAAACUACCCAUGAAGCUGGCCUCCUCACACUGUUAGGAAUUUAAUUCAGACUACCAUGUUAAGUGAGUGAAUGUUGAAAUUUUUUUCCUUGUCUUGUGUUCCCAGUUAGAUUGCUACUGUUAGCCAUGUUUGGUAUUGUCACCUUUUUUGUAACUUAACUGUAAUGGCUUAAUUUUAUUUUUUUUAAAGCUUACUGUGGUAUAGUAAGUAUUUUUCAGUAUAUUUUACUGAGCUUCUGUAAAUGGAAUCAUAGCAUAGUUUCAUGUCAUUAUUGAACAGAAAUCAAUAAAUUUCAGAUAUCAAAGCAUUGAAA
Molecule: messenger RNA, 5025 nt
Organism: Mus musculus (house mouse)
Lineage: Eukaryota; Metazoa; Chordata; Mammalia; Rodentia; Muridae
Gene: Tgoln1
Product: trans-golgi network protein
Exons: 4
Coding region: 279-1340 (353 amino acids)
Cellular component (GO): Golgi apparatus; plasma membrane
Source: RefSeq, marked validated